AAUCAACUAAAGGACUCCCGCCCCUCCCCCAACUUAACUCCAGGAUCGUGGAUCUGCCCUCCCCGCUCUCCCGAAGCUGUUCGGGCAGUGUCCGGACUUCAUCGGAGGGGGCUGGAAUCCGGCGUCUGCCUCUUCACCCUCAGUAUUGCCCUGCCUGACGCACGCGUGCUGACAGGGGAGGGGAAAGGGGAAAGCUUCUCCCGCACAUAGCUCGCGGUCAGGGCACACGGGAGGAGAUGCCCGGCCAGGGUCCAGUGUCCGAGUGGACGGAGUGCAGUUCUUCCACAGAGCCGCCCACAGGGGCCAGGGCCGAGGGUGGCGGCGGCGGAUCAGCUGGAUAUUCUUAUUACCAGAAUUCCAAAGGUAUUGAUAGAUUCAAAGAUGGACACAAAAUGAACUCACACAUAGCCAUGCUGCAAGAGUUAUGGAAAACGCCUCAAGUUCAAACAAUUCACAUCCCUAAGUCAAUGACAGAGACAUCCUUUCUAAAGCAUCCAGACCUCACCUUAGGCCAGAAGCGUUACCUGUGCAGCAUUGCUAAGAUCUAUAAUGCAAACUAUCUGAGGACGUUAAUGAAGAGGGAGUACAUGCAUGUGACCCAGCACAGCUCACAAAAACCAGGUGUCCUCACUCAUCACAGGAGCCACCUCAGUUCUCGUUACUCACAGAAGCAGCAUUACCCCUGCACUACAUGGCGACACCAGCUGGAGAGAGAGGACUCGGGGCCUUCUAACAUUGCAGCUGCAUCUGCACCUGAGAUGAUCAUACAGCAUUCCCUUUGGCGACCAGUGAGAAAUAAAGAAAGUUUAAAAACUGGAUAUGCAUCUAAAACAAGAUGUAAGUCACUGAAGAUUUUUAGAAAACCAGGCAGACUGUUCAUGCAAUCAGUUUCCACAAAUGAUUCUGAAUCAUACAUGAAUGAAGAAAAAAAAGAAGAUGAUUUGCUAAAUAAGUGUAUGCAAUCAAUGUCAAUUGAAGAACACGGAGAACAUCUGAUGCUAACUUGACAAUCUUGAGUAUUGGUGAUGUGCCAAAGGUGGGGGGAAGGGAUUGUGAAUCGUGUCCUCUCUACAUUCAGUAUUGUUAUUCACCACUAAGUCAUUAAGUAAUUUUAGUUUGUUCAGAAACUUUUACUACCAUGUAAAUGGUUUGAUGUAGUUCCAUGUACGAAUAUUUUGUGUAAUAAAAUUUGUGUGAAAUAUAUGCGUGUAGUCCUAGCUAGGUACAAUUAAAAUUCUUCUUGUCACCUAAAA
Molecule: messenger RNA, 1253 nt
Organism: Aethalodelphis obliquidens (Pacific white-sided dolphin)
Lineage: Eukaryota; Metazoa; Chordata; Mammalia; Artiodactyla; Delphinidae
Gene: FAM216A
Product: family with sequence similarity 216 member A
Exons: 7
Coding region: 237-1007 (256 amino acids)
Source: RefSeq, a predicted model, not a curated record